Messenger RNA from Salmo salar (Atlantic salmon), 1468 nucleotides. Its product is annotated as sphingolipid delta(4)-desaturase/C4-monooxygenase DES2. The record is from RefSeq and is a predicted model, not a curated record. Gene Ontology annotation, biological process: ceramide biosynthetic process. Gene Ontology annotation, molecular function: sphingolipid delta-4 desaturase activity. Gene Ontology annotation, cellular component: membrane. Lineage: Eukaryota; Metazoa; Chordata; Actinopteri; Salmoniformes; Salmonidae.
CUAUUUUGGCAUUUACCUGUUUAACCAACUGUAGUGAAAGUGCGCCCAUUUAAUUAGGCGUGUCGCAGUCUACCUGUAUGGCCUUACAGCCUACCUGUGGACGGGGGUGUUAGGUACGAGCAACUUGGGUCUUUCCUCUUCAUUUCCCCCGCCUUCUUGUACAGGCGGACUGUGUGUCUCUACUCCGGUUUUUUGUGAUAACCGCUCGAGGAACUGGCAGAUAGUCCUACCGCGAGCAAGAGAUGGGGAACACGGUAACGAGGGAUGACUUCGAGUGGGUGUAUACGGAGCAACCGCACUGUAGUCGGAGGAAACAGAUACUAGCCAAGCACCCGGAGAUCAAGUCCUUGAUGGGCCCUGACCCCCAGCUCAAGUGGGUGGUGACAGCCAUGGUCCUGACCCAGGUGCUCUGCUGCUUCCUGGUACGUGACCUCAGCUGGAAGUGGCUCAUCUUCUGGGCCUACAUGUUCGGCGGUUGCAUCAACCACUCCCUCACGCUCGCCAUCCACGACAUCUCGCAUAAUGUGGCCUUUGGGAAUAAGGACGCGAUGUGCAACCGCCUCUUUGGCAUCUUCGCCAACCUACCAAUUGGCGUGCCCUACUCCAUCAGCUUCAAGAAGUACCAUGUGGACCACCACCGUUACCUGGGUGGCCACGGACUUGACGUGGACGUCCCGACCCACCUGGAGGCUCGUCUCUUCAGCUCCCCCGCCCGCAAGAUCCUGUGGCUCUUCCUGCAGCCGCUAUUCUACGCGCUUCGUCCCCUGGUGGUCAACCCCAAGCCUGUAGGCAGGCUCGAGCUGUUGAAUUUAAUGGUGCAGCUAGCAUUCAACACUUUCGUAGUGUACUUCUGGGGGAUUAAGCCUCUGGUCUACCUGAUAGCAGGUUCGCUGUUGUGUAUGGGACUGCACCCGAUCUCGGGGCACUUUAUCGCCGAACACUAUAUGUACCUGAGCGGGAUCGAGACGUACUCGUACUACGGGCCACUGAACUAUAUCACAUUUAACGUGGGCUACCACAUGGAGCACCACGACUUUCCCAGCAUCCCCGGCAGCCGCCUCCCUCAGGUGAAACAGAUGGCUCCAGAGUUCUAUGAUGAUUUACCACAGCAUGACUCAUGGACACGGGUGCUCUGGGACUUUGUGUUUUGUGAUUCGCUUGGACCUUACUCCAGAAUUAAACGCACCUUCCCAUUGGCUAAGCAAGACUAAGAGCCCAUGCUCUUGAGCUCUUCUGACCAAUGAUCUUCCACAAAAGCGGCUUGACAACCCAGCUGGCGGGGAGUGAAAGGCUUCUCAUUUCUUGUCCAGAUCUUUUACUCUGCAGACAAGACUGACGUGCUGGUGUCACAUUCAACCCACCAGCAUGAAGACUCUUAACACUUUUGAAUGUUGUUACUUUAGAUAUAUUGUAAACUAUGCUAUCCAGAUUUAUUGUAUAAACUGGGUAGAAUAAAAGGUACUCUGCU